UGUUAUAACGUGCAGAGUACAUAACAUUGACAUUUACUUAACCUUAGCGGUUGUGUGUUUUAUAUUUUUUUACUAACAAUUGAUUAAAUUAUAAUGCCGUGCCUUAAAAUAGUGACUAAUAUUUCGAAAACAAAUAUUCCUAAAGACUUUGUGUCCAAAAUAAUACCAGUCCUGGUUGAAGGUGUAAAAAAAGAUCCAAAAGUAUUCAUUUGCACAGUAGAAAGUGAUUGUCAAAUGUGCAUUGAUGGGAAUUCAACUCUACCUGGUGUCGUCGCAUCUCUAGAGUCAAUUGGAAAUUUAGGACCAGAUGAAAACAACCAAAUCGUAAAACUCUUAACAACUUUUAUCGAAAAAGAACUUGGAGUCCCACCUAGCAGAUUCUUUUUGACCUUCUACGAUCUCAAGUCUUACAAUGUCGGAAGAUGGGGUGUAACGAUUGAUACGUUGAAUGAAUGAAUGUGAAAAUACAACAACGCUAUGCAACGCUACGCUAACGCAAAGAAUUAAAAUAAUAAAUUCUAUAUAACCACAAACAUUUAGUUUUAAGCUCCUGUUGAAAUAUUAAAACAAUGACGCGUAACCAAAAAAA
Melitaea cinxia (Glanville fritillary) is the source of this 589-nucleotide messenger RNA. RefSeq names its product macrophage migration inhibitory factor-like. The transcript is spliced from 3 exons. The record is from RefSeq and is a predicted model, not a curated record. The coding region runs from base 94 to 456 and encodes 120 amino acids. NCBI's taxonomy places the organism in Eukaryota, Metazoa, Arthropoda, Insecta, Lepidoptera, Nymphalidae. Gene Ontology annotation, molecular function: phenylpyruvate tautomerase activity.